CACGCAGGGAGACUUCCGGCUCCAACUGCUCUGGGCUUAGACUGACUGGGAGGGUCCCGCAGCGCUGCGAUGGUGCUGCUGGAGAGCGAGCAGUUCCUGACGGAGCUGACCAGGCUCUUCCAGAAGUGUCGGUUGUCGGGCAGCGUGUACAUCACUUUGAAGAAGUAUGAUGGUCGAACUAAACCCGCACCGAGGAAGGGUUCUGUGGAGGGCGUUGAGCCCUCAGACAACAAAUGUCUGUUGAGAGCAACGGAUGGGAAAAAGAAGAUCAGCACAGUGGUGAGCUCCAAAGAAGUGAAUAAGUUUCAGAUGGCUUAUUCAAACCUAUUGAGAGCUAACAUGGAUGGGCUGAAGAAGAGAGACAAAAAGAGCAAGAGUAAGAAGAGCAAAACAGCGCAGUGAAGGGCACUGAAUUCCCUGCUUUUACCAAACCACUGAACUACUAUUUUUCCUUUUGUUUAUAGUUUUUUCCAUAAAUCUAGGUUUCUGGCUCCCCCAUUGAUAACUGGUUUCAUGCGAUAUUAGCAUUAUUUUGGAGAGAAGAAAGGUUGCAGUGUUUGUAAGGUAGUUGUGGUAAGAAACUAGUUUAUUUCAUAUCUGUGGUGCAUGGUUAUAUAGUCCUAAAUUAUAGUUUAAAAAAGUUUCUGUAGUCAUCUCUGUGAAGAGCAACAUAUCAUUAAACACCUGUUUAUCAGCA
Sciurus carolinensis (gray squirrel) is the source of this 697-nucleotide messenger RNA. RefSeq names its product signal recognition particle 14 (gene Srp14). The transcript is spliced from 5 exons. Gene Ontology annotation, biological process: SRP-dependent cotranslational protein targeting to membrane. Bases 70 to 402 code for a protein of 110 amino acids. Gene Ontology annotation, cellular component: signal recognition particle, endoplasmic reticulum targeting. Gene Ontology annotation, molecular function: 7S RNA binding; endoplasmic reticulum signal sequence receptor activity. Lineage: Eukaryota; Metazoa; Chordata; Mammalia; Rodentia; Sciuridae. The record is from RefSeq and is a predicted model, not a curated record.